Messenger RNA from Theobroma umbraticum, 1036 nucleotides. Its product is annotated as Tetratricopeptide repeat (TPR)-like superfamily protein. Gene Ontology annotation, molecular function: protein binding. NCBI's taxonomy places the organism in Eukaryota, Viridiplantae, Streptophyta, Magnoliopsida, Malvales, Malvaceae. The record is from RefSeq and is a predicted model, not a curated record.
AAUGUCAUUACUUGACAGGCUUUCUACAACUGGGCAAUAGCAAUAUCUGAUCGAGCAAAAAUGCGUGGACGGACCAAGGAAGCUGAAGAACUAUGGGAGCAGGCAACAAAAAACUAUGAAAAAGCUGUCCAGCUCAACUGGAACAGCCCUCAGGCGCUAAACAAUUGGGGACUUGCGCUUCAGGAACUCAGUGCGAUUGUUCCAGCACGAGAGAAGCAAAGAAUUGUGAGGACUGCAAUUAGUAAGUUUCGUGCAGCAAUACAGUUGCAAUUUGAUUUCCAUCGAGCAAUAUACAACCUUGGAACUGUUCUGUAUGGUUUAGCUGAGGAUACCUUAAGAACUGGAGGGUCAACGAAUCUGAAAGAAGUUUCCCCAAAUGAGCUUUAUAGCCAAUCUGCUAUCUACAUUGCAGCUGCUCAUGCAUUGAAACCAAAUUACUCGGUUUACAGCAGUGCCUUGCGACUUGUUCGUUCAAUGCUACCUUUACCCCAUCUGAAAGAUGGGUAUCUGAGUGCACCACCAGCAGGAAACACAAUUGCACCUCAUAGUGAUUGGAAGAGAACAGAGUUCUUUUUGAAUCAUGAAGCGCUUCAACAGGUUAUCAGGGUCGAGCAGAAACAAAUUUCCCGCAGCCUCUCUGGCAGAACUGCAGAUGUAGCAAAUAUCGAUAAAAGGGCUAUCAGAGUUGAUAUUCCAGAUAUUGUUUCUGUAUCAGCGUGCGCUGAUCUGACUUUACCACCAGGUGCAGGCCUCUGCAUUGAUACUACCCUCGGUCCAGUUUUCUUGGUUGCUGACUCCUGGGAAUCCCUAGAUGGAUGGCUUGAUGCUAUCCGCUUAGUUUACACAAUUUAUGCACGAGGUAAGACUGAUGUUCUAGCAGGUAUCAUUACAGCCUAAGUGUUUCUCAUGUAAUUGAGCGUGCAAUUUUUUAUUACGAUUGUUUACAUCUGUCUUCAAAUUUGGUUGGAUCUAAUUUGACUCAUGUAUAUUAUCAAAAUUUUUGGAAUACUAAGGUUAAGCUAAUUGUUCUGUCAAA